AACUUUAACGCAUUCCUAGAAACUGUCUUAAUGGACGACAAUCCUCUUAUUGAAUUGUUCGAAGAUCUCGCGGACUCUGAAAACGAUGAAAAGAAACUGCACGCCUUAAUAAAAAGAUACCGCACUGCAUCGAAUCAUGAGCUUAAAGAUUUCGUCGAUGAACUGUCGGAACUGCUGUGCAAUUCUUUCGCUUCGUAUAUACCCACCUUGAAAACUUUCCUUUCCCAAUUAUUGGAAGAAUAUUCAAAGCGUCAUAUUUUGUUGACUAAAUAUAAUAAUACUGCACUUCAAAAUUUUCCUUCUUUUUUAACUGACUGCAUAAUUGUACAGAACCUUCAUCAAUGUGAUAUUCCGGGUUUUGGAGAAAUAUUUGAUUGCUGUUUAGAGCUUCUAUGGCGAACUCAGAACAAUAAGAUUGCCAUUCAAAUGACUAAAGAUUUUUUAAUAAAAAUCCUAGAUUGGGACGGUGUUCUCGGAAUUUUGAUGUCAGGAUCACAUGGUCGCAAUUGUCUUAAGCGCAUCUUGUCUGAAUUAAACAUAGAUAAUAGGAUAGAAAAAGAAAAGUUGCUGAAGGUGGUGGAGAUGAUUGCAGCUAUUGUGGAACAAUGUUCCAGGCAUAAGGAUGUAUCACCUCGUCUAUCGGAGGCUUUUUCUGUAUACAAAGCUUGUAAUUCAUUAUUAGAUAAAUUCAAAAACCACCAGAUUGCUGAGCGCUCAUUACAUGUAUUACCUAUUCUGUGCGACAACGAUGAACGACACUUCUCGCUGUUGGGAAUGUCGGCGCCCCAAAGGUCAUCGGAUAUAUAUCAUUAUGUGCAAGCGUUUAAACAGCGAAAAAUAGAUUUAUAUCAGGUUUUAAUGAAAUUUUCGCCCUGCCUAAGCUGUCAGAAACAAGCACUUUUUCGUUUUUCUCCUGAUAAAUACUCUUCACUCAUGAAGGAAGAAGAGCUAACAAAUAAUGAAGUAUUUAAACCACCAGAACAUAUUUUUCACCUUCCGUUUGAGUUUGAUGAGAAUGAUAAACUUGGACCAUGGGAUAUUCUAAUAAGUGAAGACGCGAUAAAAGACAUGUCAUAUUUAGAAUCUCCUCUGGAAAUUAAAGCUGUCAUGAAGAAACUCGGACAUAUAUCAUCUGGAGCCUGGGACAAGCACGGUCUAAAGUGUCUGGCUCCAUCGCUCUCAAUUCCUGUUUAUGAAACGGAGCUUCAUGAUCAUGAUGGCUUAAAAAUACUCUGGCAGAUUGACUACGGAUUUUCCGUCCGUAGUUAUAUGCUUAUGCAACUUGUGAAAGUUUGGGCUGUCACUACCGACAAAGAUCAAAUCGACAAGAUAUUAGAAUACCUCAAGAUCCUCCAUCAAGUUUACACAGUUGAACAAAGUUCCCGUUGUGCUGUUCAGCAGGUUGGCAGAAACGAUAUAAUAAUACCAAAGGUCUUUGAAGAUGAACAGACAAAAUCCACUGAGAACGAAUUUUACAGUGAUCAAAUGGACGAUGAGCGACUGCUAGAGAUUCACAAAAUGCUUGUUACCAAUAAAUUCAUACCACUAUCAAAGAAUUUGUUCAAGUCGCUGGUAAUGGGUGGUACCGAUUUCACUUUUCAGGUGUCAAAAAUAGAGUACGAAAUCAUUAACAAUCCUACUUCGGCUAUCAUAAUAGGUCGAUCAGGUACAGGCAAGACCACAUGCAUCGUGUACAGACUACUUGCUUCCUAUCUCAAUAAUUCAAGUUAUAUAUCCGUUAAGCAACCAUCCUCGCGCAAGAGGCAAAUAUUCAUCACAGUGAGUCACAAUCUAUGCCGUCGGGUGAAAGAAUACUUCUACAGGCUGCGAGAAUCGGCUGAACUUGCCAAAACAAAAAUGUCAGUAGCACAAUUCUAUGAGUACGCUAGAAAAAAAGAGGAAGAAGGUUGCAAUACCGAUCUAACGGAUAAUAAAAUGCUCGAAGAAGAUGACGAUGAGGGUCUAAACAAGAUACCUAACUCGUUUUCUCAGCUUACAGAGGAUCACUUUCCAUUAUUUAUUACCUACAAAAAGUUUUCCGAAAUGCUCGAGGGAACAUAUGGAAUUGAUUCUCGAAGGUUGAUUCAACAAUCAAAAAUAAAUCAAAACUAUGAGGACGCUUUUAAUGAUGAGGAGGAAUUUCAUCGUAAUUUCUCUUUUAUUAAAACAUCCAACACAUCAUGGGCUCACUUUGUGGACUAUGAGGUUUUUAAGAAAAGAUAUUGGAAUCGCCUCAAUGAUGAUAAACUGAAUAGUGAGCUGGUUUAUUCCGAGUUUUCUAUUAUUAAAGGAUCGAAUCCAGAAGGAAAAUAUUUAUCAAGAGAGGAGUAUCAGACUAUAAGCACUAAAAAAUACCCUACAUUUUGCCAUAACCGGGAUAAAAUUUACGAUUUAUUUCGACGUUAUGAAAAAAUGAAGGCGCUUAAUGGUGAUUAUGAUUCAAUAGAUCGAACGCUAGCCAUUUUACAUUGUGCCACGAAAAAAGCACUUAAUAGUCCACAUAUUCAUGAAAUAUACAUCGAUGAAUGCCAAGACAACCAGAUUGUGGAUUUUGGCCUUAUCUUAAAAAUCUUUGAUCGUGUUGACAACAUUUUUUUGGCUGGAGAUAUAGCACAAUGCAUAGCCAAGGGUUCUUCUUUCCGAUUCCAGGACAUACGCUCCUUGAUGUAUAAAUGGGAACUCGAUCGAAUUCAAGUUAACAACAUCCGUCGCGUUACUAUAAAACCAAAACAAUUCGAGUUAAACAUUAACUACCGUUCCCAUAAUGGGAUCCUUCGACUUGCUGCUUCAAUAAUUGACCUCAUCUGGUACUUUUUUCCUGAUACAAUUGACCGUCUAUCACGUGAACGUGGUGAAGUUGGCGGCCCACGACCUUUAGUCUUUAAAGGGUUUCAAGCUGAAAGCUUCCAUUUCAAUGUCUUUUCUGCCGGUGAGAAUAUCGGAAAUUAUAUCGAAUUCGGUGCUGAACAAGUCAUUAUCGUACGUGAUGAAGAAUCUAAAUCAAGUGUUAAAGCCAAAAUUGGAAAGGCCGGGUUGGUGAUGACAAUUUUUGAGGCGAAGGGAAUGGAAUUUAAUGAUGUACUGUUGUAUAACUUCUUUACAGAUUCAUCUGGAUGUCAAAAGUGGCGAGUAAUUCUCUCGGCUUUGAGAGAUCACUCCGAGGCAGUUCAAGCCUUUUCUCACGAGAAGCAUUACAUCCUUUCCUCUGAACUUAAGAAUCUUUACGUUGCAGUUACCAGGGCACGACAGCACAUUUGGAUAUUUGACGAGAAAAGUGAAUACAUCGAGCCAAUCUGCAAAUACUGGGAGCAAGAAGGGCUGGUCAAAGUGAUUCGAAGUGAGGAUAAAAUCAUGACUUUUCCUACAUUGGCUAAGAAGAGUAGUUCAACAGAAUGGAAUCGAAAAGGAAAAAAGUUUUUUGAACUGCGGCAAUAUGAACAGGCUAUUUUCUGUUUUGAGAAGAGUGAAAACUAUGAAAGACUCAAGCUAGCUGAGGCUUAUUAUUUUCAGCAAAUCGCAAGAGCCUCCAUAAAUGAUUCCGAUCAGAAUGUCGUGAUCUUUAAUUUUAAUCGUGCAGCUGACGCAUUUAGAAAAUGUUCUCGACCAAUACAAGCGGCUUCAUGCUAUGAGAAUAUCAACAUGUAUGAAAAAGCUGCGGAAGUUUAUGUUGACUGGAAUAUGUUUGAAGAUGCUGCACGUUGUUAUCGUAAAGUUCCUAACUUUGAAAAAGCGGGAAAAUAUUUUGAAAAGGUGAACAAGUUCACCGAAGCUGUUGUUGCUUAUAAAGACGGUCAAUAUUAUGAAAAAGUUAUUAAUUUAAUGCAAAGAGAAAACAUUGACGAGAGAAUAUUCAAUCGUAUCGCACGUCUUGUUAAUAUUCAUUAUCGCCACGUAAACGACACAAAAAUGAGCGAGAAAGCUCUCUCUAUUCUCCCAACCCAGGAAGAACAAAUAAAUCUCCUUCGAGAUCACGCUCCUGAAGAACUUCAGGAGAUUUGUAAGAAGAAUGGUCAGUUUCGUGCCGCUGCUGAAGACUUACGCUCGCGUGGGAAGUACGGUGAGGCGGCUGAUAUGUUCUUUCACUCGGCUGACAACGACGAUGAUAUCAUCGAGUCUUUGCGAUGUUACUUGUAUCUAUGUAGAGUCGAAGUAUUAAAAAUAACAAUGUUAGAUCUUACGAGCUCGGAUUCCACUAAAGGACCAAAAGGACAUUUUUUCAAGGCUCUGAGUAAAGUCAAAGUACUAAAAAAAAUAAUGAAAGAUCUCAUGAGCUCGGAUUCCACUAAAGAACUAAAAGAUCGUCUUUUCAAAGCAAAAAUUAUUAUUACAAAAGCUAAAUCGCAAUCUUUGAAAAGUUCUGAGGAAUGGAAGAGCCUAAAAGAAGAGGUUCAGCUAUAUCAAGCAUAUAUAAAAUCUGAUCUCGACGGAAUUCGAAAGUGCAUACAAUUUUUUAAAAAUCGUGAAGACCAUGCCACUGAAUUUCGUGCAAUAAUCACAAUGUUGCAUGCGUCAAGCUUUGAUAUCAAGGCAGAGAACUGGCAGGAACGAUUACAUUGUCUAUUGAGAAUGUGUGAACUGGCCUUUCCUUUUUUAGCUCCUCGAGGAAAUGAAGAUCUCACAAAAAUCAACAAAGAUUUUCAGGACAUUUUCAUUAUAAACGAGGUUGAAAAUCGGCCACAAAAACGAAAAAUAUCUUCUGACAAUUACCUUGUGCAUUUGCUAAACCAAAAUGAUGCAGAGGACGCUGUAGAAGUUUCGGAAAAUUGGCAUGUAUAUAAUGAGAAUAAUCUGAACUCUAAUAUCUCGCAACUACUUGCUUCAUAUAUCUAUGAGCACAUCUGGGAGAUUCAUCAGAAGGGUAAAGAAAUUCAAGAGAUACACUCUGAAAUCUGCUUCAAGUUUGCGUCAAAUCAAGAUUGUCAUAAUUGUGGAAAACAUCAUGUUAUUCCAACACCUUCAAUUCUGUGCAAACGUCUUUCUCUUGCUUUUCUCCAUUACAGUGUGAUGCGACAAUUGGAUGUAUUGUACCAUCGCCGUUGUCUUAAAUCGGAACAAAGUAAAAAUGUUCUUGGAAUACAAAGGUAUUGGGCUGAAAAGCUUGCGGCGGUACAUAUUCGCUAUCAAUCUCCUCAAACAAGCUGUCCAGAAAUCACUUAUGCGGUGCUUUCUAAACUUCCUAAGCACACACGUAAAGGAUUAAUUGAUCUUUCUUACAAGAAAUGGUUGCCUGAAGCACUUAAUAAGCCCAAUGACUUUUCGAUCAUGUUAAAAUGCAUGUUCGUUGUUUACCAAUUACAAGAUAGAUGGGUGAUUAAUCAAUUCAGUUGGGAAAUGUCAAAAAGAAAAUUUUUGAGAACCCCUAAUGAAUUACCUAAUGGGUUUUAUUUGCUUGGGUUUAAUUACCACUCUGGAUAUAACGAAGCUGUUCCUGUUGCAAAUCAACUCUCAUUAUUCUUCUCAAAUCUUUAUAAUAACCACGUGUCAUAUGCGAUCGAGCACAUAAGGAUGUUUAUUCAAUACACUAUCGACAAGACUGAAUUAAUCAAUAUAAAUACACCCGAUUCAUUUGGUGACCUCCUGUCUCUUAUGGAGUUUAAAACAUCUUUGGUUUUUGCGGCUGCUCCUGGACCUUGCGAUUUUUGCCUUCCUCGAGCUUAUUUGGUUAAUUUUUUUGACGCAUUUACUGCGAAGCCGCUUACUCCUAACCAAAAUGGCUAUAACGAAGCUGGUUAUCUAGCUGAAAUCAAAAAUUCCAUUGAUCAAGUUCAGCAGCUUCUCAAACUGCUGAUUUUCACUGAGCAGGUUGAUUUGAACAUUAUCCUUAGGUUGAUACGUCUCUUAGUUCUCAUAAGCUUAAACGAACGCACUUUUGAAAUCAGAGUUUUUGAUUUUUUUAAACACUGGGAAAGAACUUUGAAAGAAAAAGUAUUUUCUCCAAAGCUCAUAAGGUACUUGAGUGAAAAACAUAUCAGUCCUCGCCUUGUGAAACUUCUUCACAAUGAUCUCAAGGAGAGAGAUUGCGACUCUCUGGUAAUUGUCUAUUAUAACUGUGGAGGUUUAUCAAAACAUUCAGAUCUGGAACAACAUGGAAUUAUAGAGCUUAAAUAUACUUCUGUUGAGCAAUUCCGUUCUGCUCUUCGAAAGAUCAAAUCACCAACUACAGAAGUAAAUAUCCUAAUAAAUCAACUGUCACAGAAGCCAGAUGAUCAUAAGCAGCAGAACGUUGUAUCAAAACAAAUCGUUAACGAAGAUGUUCAGAACACUGAAAAAUUCGAGAUUUUCAAAGAAGCUCAAGAUUGGUUUCGCCUAAUUCACGAUUCUUCACGGGCUCAAAAAUCAGCCACCAAAAUUCAAAAUUGGUUCCGCCGUGCUCUUCAACGACAAGAAUCUCGUCAACAAAAUUUUGAUCCAGUUCUAGAAAAGACUUUCAACAACAUGAUAGUUUUUUGCAAGGAUGAACAUCACUGGAGGAUUGCGAAAAAGAAGAAAAAGCCGGUGAAUAAAUAUCAUAUUCUAUUGAGAGGCUUGAUCGUAAAAAACAUUGUGGAUCUGACCAAGCUGCAAGAGAAAAUGGAUGCAAUUAAGAUAAAAUUGCAAAAGACAAUUAAUAAUCGCAAUUCAAAUGACCAGAAAAUUGACGAAUGUUUAGGUUUACUGGACGACUUAAAGUAUAUUCACAAUGAAAAUGUUAAGAUGGCGCUAGAUUCAUUGUCAAUAGAAAACACAAAACAUCAAGAAGCAAACAUUGAGUGGCUAAAAAACGAAUCGCAAAUGGCAGAUGAGUUCCUAAGUAAGGUCAAUGAAUGGAUGGAUAAAUGCAAAAAUACCAUUAAAAAAUGA
This is a messenger RNA of Ambispora leptoticha, 6840 nucleotides long. The record is from the annotation of a GenBank genome assembly. NCBI's taxonomy places the organism in Eukaryota, Fungi, Glomeromycota, Glomeromycetes, Archaeosporales, Ambisporaceae.